Messenger RNA from Rhizoctonia solani, 513 nucleotides. Its product is annotated as pectate lyase. Gene Ontology annotation, biological process: pectin catabolic process. Gene Ontology annotation, cellular component: extracellular region. Gene Ontology annotation, molecular function: pectate lyase activity. The transcript is spliced from 3 exons. The record is from RefSeq and is a predicted model, not a curated record. The coding region runs from base 1 to 513 and encodes 170 amino acids. NCBI's taxonomy places the organism in Eukaryota, Fungi, Basidiomycota, Agaricomycetes, Cantharellales, Ceratobasidiaceae.
AUGUACGCUGUCUUUUAUAUCGCUGUUACUGCAUUUAUUUCAUCACUGGUUGUUGCUGCUCCGUCUUCCACUGCUCCGCAAGGCCACAUAGAUGAAUUUGUUCGUCGUGAUGCUGAUGCUCCACCGUUUGUGAAGCGAGCUGCCAGCUGCACCUUCCCAAUUCCUCCCAAGACAUCGAGCUUGAGCUCACCAAUUACUGUUACUGGAACGUUCGAUGGUCUACGCGCCAGAAACGUCGUAAUCGGCGCCAACCAGGCUGAAGUUGUUCACUGCCUCGGACCUUGCAACCUGUACAACGUCUGGUUCGAGGACGUGUGCGAGGAUGCCAUCACCAUCAAGCAGACCUCUGGACAGUCCAACAUCAUCGGCGGAGGCGCUAAGAGUGCCAGCAACAAGGUGGUGCAACACAACGGAGGCGGAACUGUGAAGAUAGACUCGUACUGUGUGCAGUCGUUCGGCAAGCUCUAUAGGUCUUGCGGAAAUUGUUCGACCCAAUACAAGCAUACGUCUUAA